Messenger RNA from Alternaria burnsii, 2352 nucleotides. RefSeq lists its product as uncharacterized. Gene Ontology annotation, molecular function: purine nucleosidase activity. The record is from RefSeq and is a predicted model, not a curated record. The coding region runs from base 1 to 2352 and encodes 783 amino acids. NCBI's taxonomy places the organism in Eukaryota, Fungi, Ascomycota, Dothideomycetes, Pleosporales, Pleosporaceae. Gene Ontology annotation, cellular component: cytosol; membrane. The transcript has 11 exons. Gene Ontology annotation, biological process: purine nucleoside catabolic process.
AUGGCGCAGAUACGCGGCACAGCUGGCUACCACCUGGGCAACCAGUCCCCGUUUGGCAAUUCGGGGCGCAACGAUGACAGCAGGAAUGACCCCAGUCCGCUCGAUCAGUUAAGGGCGCAGACGAGCAAGCUCGAGGACAUGCUGGACACUGUCGCCGACCCCAUCAAGCCAUAUCUCCCCGGCAUUGGUCGCUUCCUCAUCGUCGUUACUUUCCUCGAAGAUGCGCUUAGAAUUGUCACGCAAUGGACCGAUCAGCUCACAUACCUCCACGACUACCGCCAUAUUUGGAACGGCGUAACGCAUCUCUUCCUCAUCACAAACAUCAUCCUCAUGUUGGUUUGCUCCUUCGGCGUCAUCUUCCGCAAAUACUCCGAAUUCAGCGUCGCGGGCCUCAUGGCCGUUGUCGUUUUGCAAGGAAUUGGCUAUGGACUCGUCUUCGAUCUCAACUUCUUCCUGCGCAACUUGUCCGUCAUGGGCGGUCUGCUCAUGGUUUUGAGUGACUCAUGGGUUCGCAAGAAGUUCGCGCCUGCUGGUUUGCCUCAGCUCGAUGAAAAGGACAAGAAGAUGUACUUCCAGCUUGCUGGACGUGUGCUGCUUAUCUUCCUUUUUGUCGGAUUCGUGUUCCGUGGUGACUGGGGUUUCUGGAGGAUUAUUGCUAGUCUGCUGGGACUUGUGGCUUGUAUUAUGGUUGUUGUCGGUUUCAAGGCGAAGUUCAGCGCCAUCAUGCUCGUUCUCAUCCUCAGCGUCUUCAACUUGUAUGUCAACAACUGGUGGACGCUGCACCCGCACCACCCCCACAAGGAUUUCGCCAAGUAUGACUUCUUUCAAAUUCUUUCAAUCGUUGGCGGCCUCCUCUUGCUGGUCAACAUGGGCCCCGGACAGUUCUCUGUCGACGAGAAGAAGAAGCAUACCGAAACCAUGGCACCUAACAAGAUCAUCAUAGACACUGACCCUGGCGUUGAUGACAUCCUAGCCAUGCUUCUAGCCUUCUCAGCUAAGAGUGAGGAGCUGGAUAUACUGAUGUUGAGUCUGACUUUUGGCAAUGUCGAGGUGAAGAAUUGUCUGAGAAACGUGGUCACGCUUUUCCAUUAUAUCGAGAAAGAGAGGGCGUGGCGGAAGGAAAUUGGAAGACCAGAAGGGUUUGAAACGUUGAAUGCGAGGAAACCUAUUGUUGCUGUUGGUGCUGAAGAGCCGUUGGCGGAACAUAUGAUGGUGGCAGACUUCUUCCACGGUGUCGAUGGACUCGGAGGUAUACAUCACAGCCACCCCCAUCUCUCGCCUGAAGAGACGUGGAAAUCGCUUUUCACGCCCCAGCCGAAGAACCUUGCGCCCGAAGAAGCUGCAGCGCUGCAGAAGGUCAAGGAGAAGCACUCGCUCUUUACGCCGUCGCUCAAACCUGCACACGAAGUCAUGCUCGACUUGUUGAGGGAGAACGAGCCGGGUACGAUUACCAUUGUAGCCGUUGGACCACUAACGAACCUUGCUAUCGCUGCUGCGAAGGAACCGGAGACGUUCUUGAGAGUCAAGGAGGUGGUUGUCAUGGGCGGUGCUAUCGAUGCGCCUGGAAACCGUUCACCGCCACCUCUGCACCUCAUCUAUUCCGCAUCUACCCUCUCCAUUUCCGUUCCACCAUUCGGCUUGAUAAAACAGCCCAACACCCCUCUUCGAUAUUCGCUAAACAAGCGCAACCAGAUGACACCCGGCGCCGAGUUCAAUACCUACGCCGACUCCAUUGCAUCAGCCCGCGUCUUCGCACUAACAUCUCAAAACCCGCAUCUCACCAUGCCACCCGUCAUCUCCAACGGCAAGAAAGAGCAGCUCCCACCGUAUCCCGAGAAGUUGAGCAAGAGGCUGACGAUCAAAUUGUUCCCGCUCGACACGACCGAGUUGCAUGUGUUGCCCAAGGCCAUGUAUGAAGAUUACAUCAAUCUGAAGCCGAUCAAGGGCAGUCCCAUGGCGGAAUGGACUAGUCUCUUUCUCGAUGCAACGUUCAAGAAGAAUGCGAGUCUGAAUCCGCAGCAAGAUCCUACGAAAGCUGGCCUUCAACUACACGACCCGCUGACUAUUUGGUACGCGCUCUGUCCCAACAAUAGCGCGUGGAAGUUCAAAGAGGAAGAUGUCAGGGUUGAGACGAGUGGGCAGUGGACGAGGGGAUGUACGAUUGUUGAUCGGAGGGGUCGGCCGAUUACAGAGGGACAAGGCGAUUUGAGCGAGGAAGUCGUGGGAGACGCGGGAGGUUGGAGGGAUUCAAGGAGAGGUAAUAGAGUGGGCUGGUGUACGAGGAGUCCCGGGGAGAGCAAGUUUGGAAGAAUCUUGUUGCACCGGGUGCUGGGGGAUGGGGAACAGUGGUAG